AUGAAUUUGAACUCAAAGAACAUCGUGAACCUGUCGAUAUUCGCGUCGAUAAACGCACUGUACAUUCUGCUGUACAUUUUCAACCAAACAUUUCUGCAAGUGUCAGAUUAUAAGGAGAGUGACAAGUUGGAGAUAGUAUCGAAGGAAAUGAUCGAGAGCUGUAUCAUGUACAUAUAUGAGUUGAUAAAUGACAAAUUGACGUUAGUAAGAAAAUAUUUAUUGUGGACCAACCGAAUGGAGAAUGUGACACUAAUUAUUGUGAUUUACUCUGUGGGUAAUUUCCUCUCCUUUGUAAAUUUCAGUGUUCUUUUUUACAUGGUCACUUGGGCCAUAUUUUUAUAUAACCAUAUUAACAAUGUAUAUAUUACGAAGAUUUGCGAAUUGGCUUAUCCCUAUUAUGUUGACUUGAGGGACCAGGCCAAGUACAUGUUCGAUAACAUCCCCAAGUUGAAGCACAUAAAGAAAACCAUUUAA
Plasmodium cynomolgi strain B is the source of this 474-nucleotide messenger RNA. RefSeq lists its product as hypothetical. The record is from RefSeq and is a predicted model, not a curated record. Lineage: Eukaryota; Apicomplexa; Aconoidasida; Haemosporida; Plasmodiidae. Bases 1 to 474 code for a protein of 157 amino acids. The transcript has 2 exons.